AUGGCCAAAGAGACCAUUAGUGUUGUUUGCGAGCAUCCCAAGAAAUGGCAAGUAAAAGAUGAAUAUUUUGAUGAUGAAAAGGUUGUAAUAUCAGUCGCUGAUAAUGGAAGGAAGGAGAGUAUUGGAGCAGCUAAAGACGCAUCUCCUGCAUUUCCCGGGUGGUAUACUGAUGUAUCCUGGCCGGGAGAAGCACACAUAUAUAAAAUGAAAAAGAUCAUAUUCCAAGGGAAGUCAGAAUUCCAAGAGCUUCUUGUAUUUGAGUCAUUUGGACAUGGCAAGGUUGCAAUUCUGGAUGGGUAUAUCCAGCUGACAGAGAAUGAUGAAUUUGCCUACCAAGAGAUGCUCACACAUCUUGCACUCUGUUCGAUUCCAAAUCCAAAGAAGGUGCUGCUGGUUGGAGGGGGAGAUGGUGGAAUUCUUAGGGAAAUAUCACGUCAUUCUUCUGUUGAGCAUAUUGAUAUAUGUGAAAUAGACAUAAUGGUGAUUGAUGUUUAUAAGAAGUUUUUUCCAGAUAUAGCAAUUGGUUACGAGGAUCCCCGAGUGCACGUUCAUAUCAGGGAUGGAAUUGCGUUCAUCAAAACUGUUGCUGAGGGCACUUACGAUGCAAUUAUAUUGGAUGCUUUCCAACCAAUGGGACCUAUAGCAGAUGUGCUUGCGGAUAACUGCUUCUUAGAAUCAGUAGCAAAGGCUCUUCGACCCGGUGGAGUGUUGUCUGCUCCAGCAGACAGCUUGUGGCAUAAGAACUUUGUCAUUGCAGAAACCAUAGCAAAUUGCAAGAAGAUAUUCAAAGGCUCAGUUAACUAUGCUUGGACAACAGUGCCUACAUAUGCAAGUGGAGUGAUUGGAUUCAUGCUUUGCUCCACGGAGGGCCCUCCAGUCAACUUCAAACACUCAACAAAUCCAUUGAAUCCAAAGCAAAAUGGGGUUGCAAAGGGACCUCCAAAGUUUUAUAACCAAGAGAUCCAUGCUGCAGCAUUUUGCCUACCUUCUUUUGUGGGCAAGGUUAUUGAUCCAUAA
Messenger RNA from Abrus precatorius (Indian licorice), 1017 nucleotides. Its product is annotated as spermidine synthase 1-like. The coding region runs from base 1 to 1017 and encodes 338 amino acids. Gene Ontology annotation, biological process: spermidine biosynthetic process. The transcript is spliced from 9 exons. Gene Ontology annotation, molecular function: spermidine synthase activity. Lineage: Eukaryota; Viridiplantae; Streptophyta; Magnoliopsida; Fabales; Fabaceae. Gene Ontology annotation, cellular component: cytosol. The record is from RefSeq and is a predicted model, not a curated record.